Nanorana parkeri is the source of this 1391-nucleotide messenger RNA. RefSeq names its product thyrotropin releasing hormone receptor (gene TRHR). Gene Ontology annotation, biological process: phospholipase C-activating G protein-coupled receptor signaling pathway. Gene Ontology annotation, molecular function: thyrotropin-releasing hormone receptor activity. Gene Ontology annotation, cellular component: membrane. The record is from RefSeq and is a predicted model, not a curated record. Bases 66 to 1280 code for a protein of 404 amino acids. The transcript has 2 exons. NCBI's taxonomy places the organism in Eukaryota, Metazoa, Chordata, Amphibia, Anura, Dicroglossidae.
CAUCUUUCCAAGAUAGCUUCACAAAGGAUGAUCUUUAACCUCAAAGCAGCUCUAGCCCUGUGAACAUGGAAAACCAUACCUCCACUGCAUUCAAUGACACAGCCCUCCAGGACAGAGAAUGGAUCACUCUGGAGUAUCAAGUUGUCACUAUAUUCCUGGUGGUUGUGAUCUGUGGACUUGGUAUAAUUGGAAACAUUAUGGUGGUUCUGGUAGUUCUAAGGACUAAACACAUGAGAACCCCAACUAACUGUUAUCUUGUUAGCCUUGCUAUAGCUGACCUCAUGGUCUUGGUGGCAGCAGGUCUUCCUAACAUCACUGACAGUAUCUAUAGCUCGUGGGUGUAUGGAUACAUGGGAUGCCUGUGCAUCACUUACCUUCAGUAUUUGGGAAUCAAUGCUUCAUCAUGUUCCAUAACUGCAUUUACAAUUGAGAGAUACUUGGCAAUUUGCCACCCAAUCAAAGCCCAGUUCCUGUGCACUAUCUCCAGAGCAAAGAAAAUCAUUGUGUUCGUCUGGGUUUUUACAUCCCUCUACUGCAUGAUGUGGUUUUUCUUACUUGAUCUCAACACCACAGUCUACAGAGAUGGCCCCGUUGUCUACUGUGGCUAUAAGGUUGAACGGAGUUACUACUCUCCAAUCUACCUAAUAGACUUUGCUAUAUUCUAUGCUGUGCCAAUGACAUUAGCAACUGUCCUGUAUGGACUUAUUGCGAGAAUUCUGUUUCUAAAUCCUAUACCGUCAGACCCUAAAGACAACUUGAAAACUGGGAGAAGUGAUUCAACUCAUCAGAACAAAACAUACAACUCCAAAAUGUCCACUAGAUGUUCUAAUAAUACCAUAUCCUCCAGAAGACAGGUUACAAAAAUGUUGGCUGUCGUUGUGUUUCUGUUCGCCUUCCUCUGGAUGCCGUACAGGACCUUGGUGGUUGUGAACUCCUUCUUGUCUAAUCCCUACCUUGAAAACUGGUUUGUUCUGUUCUGCAGAAUUUGCGUUUACCUAAACAGUGCCAUCAACCCCAUCAUCUACAACCUUAUGUCACAGAAGUUCAGAGCCGCCUUCAGGAAACUUUGCAAUUGCAACAAAAAGCGUUCAGAGAAGCCAAAAAAUUAUUGCGUGGCUCUUAAUUACAGCGUUAUCAAGGAGUCGAGCAAUGGAGGAAGCCCUGAUCAUUUCAGCACUGAGCUGGAUGACAUCACGGUUACGGAUACUUACCUAUCUGGUACAAAGAUGUCCUUUGAUGACACCUGUCUACCUGCUGAUGCGACAUACAGCAGAUCAUAGUCAGACACUGAUCAAAUACAAGGGAAAUUUGUGAUUUCAUUGGACAGAAAGGUUUUGCUUGCUUGUUAAAGAAUACCCCCAAACUAUUGUGUUUAUUUUGGGUGGAGAGUA